Molecule: messenger RNA, 889 nt
Organism: Chara braunii
Lineage: Eukaryota; Viridiplantae; Streptophyta; Charophyceae; Charales; Characeae
Source: the annotation of a GenBank genome assembly
GUUGACAGGGCUCUCAACGAACCCUGUGGUCCAUAGAUUGAGUUGGUUUUAGGUUGAGUCAGUCAGGGGAGAGUCUAAGUGGUGAGGAGCGAAACUGUCACUUGGUUGUGCACCUGUCACCAUGGUUGACACGCGUAGUGGCCGGAGCACCUCCCCUUACACAGCCGAAGAAGAGGCGAAAGUCGCUGCCCUCACGAAGGAGAGAAGAGAGAAGAAGGAGGCCAAGAAGAAGGCCCUGAUGGAGGAACAGGCGGCCAAGUUGAAGAAGAUUGAGGAGAUGGCCAGAGAGAGAGAGAGACUGAAGAAAGAAGAGGAGGAGAAGCUUAAAGCGGUAGAAGAGGAGGAAGAGGUAGAAGAGACGCCACUGGAAAGGCGAAGGGGAGGAAGAAGAGGAGAAUCCAGUGGUACCAAGGAAGACGAAAUGGAGAGGAAGAUCUCAGAAUGGGUUGCUAACUUAUCCCUAGGGGAAGCAGAGGAGGCGUUGAUGUACGUGCCUAAGGACGAGCAAGAGCCAGCAAUGAAGGAGUGGGAUGCAGAGGAAGACCCACUCAAGAGACAGGCAAUGGAGGAGGAACAAAGGUUGGAGUGGAGAUUACGGUUGAUGAGGGAAAAUAAAACAAGGGUGGACGCGGUGAGUCAGGCGGCGGAAGAAUUGGCCGAAGUUAGAAGGCAGAAAGACCAGAUGGACACGCAGGUGGACCUCCUAGGGAAGAUGGGGGUCAUGGCAAGAAAUAUAGAGCGCCUGGCACAGGCUCACGAAGAGCAAUACCAAUUUAUUAGGAGCCAGGACAUAGCUUUGCGCUCGAUGCACGCGGGUUUCAGGGACUUUGCGCGGGAGUUAGUGACGCAGGUGGCCUCAUAAGUAAAGACCCGUUUAGAAUACACAGAG